AUGUCGUCAUCGAUUCUGAGAGUUGUGAGAAACCUUUUCCGCGUGGGACCACGCGACUAUUUCCGCCAGAUGAACGGAAUUGGCGACACCAAAGCCGGUACGUUGGUUGGCGUCGAUUCCUAUGGCAACAAAUUCUUCGAGAACACAGAAGAAGACGAAAUUCACAUGAGAACCCGCUGGGUGCAAUACAAAGACUACUACGGCGACAUGUCGCAAGUUGAGCCCGCCUGGCACUUCUGGCUCGGCUACGGAGUCGACACCCCACCAAACAAAACCGCCGAAAAGUACCUGUCGACCCGGGCUUACCCAGCUCCUACCAAAAACUACCAGAACUUCACUGGCACCCCCGGCGCCUAUGUGCCAUACAGCACCGUCCGUCCCAAAGUCAGCUCCUGGGACCCAAAAGUCGCUGCUAGAGCCUAG
Sugiyamaella lignohabitans is the source of this 423-nucleotide messenger RNA. RefSeq names its product putative mitochondrial Complex I, 17.2 kd subunit. Lineage: Eukaryota; Fungi; Ascomycota; Dipodascomycetes; Dipodascales; Trichomonascaceae. The coding region runs from base 1 to 423 and encodes 140 amino acids. The transcript has a single exon. Gene Ontology annotation, cellular component: membrane. Gene Ontology annotation, biological process: response to oxidative stress; mitochondrial respiratory chain complex I assembly. The record is from RefSeq and is a predicted model, not a curated record.